Penicillium antarcticum is the source of this 1626-nucleotide messenger RNA. RefSeq lists its product as uncharacterized. The record is from RefSeq and is a predicted model, not a curated record. Gene Ontology annotation, molecular function: transmembrane transporter activity. Bases 1 to 1626 code for a protein of 541 amino acids. The transcript is spliced from 3 exons. Gene Ontology annotation, biological process: transmembrane transport. Lineage: Eukaryota; Fungi; Ascomycota; Eurotiomycetes; Eurotiales; Aspergillaceae.
AUGUCUCCCCCAGAGCAACAAGAAGGUCAGCCUCAAGCUGCCCACGAAGAGAGCAGACCAGUCUCUGCCAAUCCCAAUGGCACCGACAGCGACUCUAGCGAGCCCGUCGAUAUCUCCGCAGAGCUCGCCGAGAAGCCAAGUGAGCGCUCGGACGGAAAGCGCGAGCUCAAGGAACAGGAUUGCUACGAAAUCCUAGGCUACUCAUGGCCGCGAUGGAAGAAAUGGACUUACCUCGCUGCGGUCGCGUUCGUCCAGGUUUCUAUGAACUUCAACACCUCGGUCUUCCCCAAUGCUAUCAAGCCCCUUUCGAAAGCCUUCAACAUCAGCAACCAACAUGCCCGAACUGGUCAGAUGGCCUACCUGGUUACUUACUCAAUUGGUUGUGAGCUUUGGGCGCCUUGGAGUGAGGAGUUUGGUCGCUGGCCUAUCCUCCAGCUCUCGAUGUUCUUGAUUAACAUCUGGCAAAUUCCUGCGGGACUUGCUCCCAACUGGGGAACUGUUGUCGUCGCCCGUGCAUUGGGUGGUAUUUCUACUGCUGGUGGUAGUGUUACUCUCGGUCUGAUUGCCGAUAUUUACGAACCUGAAACGCAACAAUUUCCUCUCGCCUUUAUUGUCUUGUCCUCUUGUAUCGGUACAAGUAUCGGUGGUGUGAUUGGUGGACCCAUUGAGCGAUUCCUUGAUUGGCAAUGGUUCUUCUGGAUCCAGCUCAUCUUUGGCGCUGUCACCCAAGCCAUCAUCUUCUUCAUGCCCGAGAGUCGGUCGACUAUCAUUAUGGAUAAGGAGGCCAAGCGUCGCCGUAAGACAGGUGAAGACCCCAACAUUUAUGGCCCCAACGAGCUCAAGACUCCUCGUAUCUCUUUGAAGGAAGCCGGCAAGAUCUGGAUGCGUCCUUUCUACAUGCUUCUGAAGGAGCCUAUUGUGCUCUGCCUGUCUCUCCUGUCUGGUUUCUCCGAUGCUCUGAUUUUCACCUUCCUCGAAAGUUUUGCUAUUGUGUACGAGAAGGGAUGGGGCUUCGGAAUUCUUGGUCAAGCCUGGGCUGUUAUUCCCAUCAACGCUGCUUAUUUCAUCGGUUACUUCAGUUACUUCCCUUGGUUCUUCCGGGACCAGACACUUCGUCUCAGACACGGUGAUGCGGCUAUUCCUCCCGAGCGCCGUCUCAAGUGGCUCCUAUUCCUUGCCCCACUCGAGCCUAUUGGUCUGAUGGGCUUUGCUUGGACAUCCUUGGGACAAGAGUACAACGUGCAUUGGAUUGGAUCCAUGAUCUUCUCUGCAUGUGUCGGUAUUGCCAACUACGCCAUUUACCUGUCCUCGGUGGAUUACAUGGUCGCUUCUUAUGGUGUCUACUCUGCGUCUGCGACCGGUGGUAAUGCCUUUGCUCGUGACCUUCUGGCUGGUAUCUCCGCCAUGUAUGCGACGCCCAUGUACGAGAACAUUGGCGACAAAUUCCAUGUGGAAUAUGCCAGUACCAUUCUUGCCUGUCUGUCCUGUCUUGUUGUUCUUCCCAUCUACGUCUUCUACUGGAAGGGACCUCAAAUUCGCGCAAGGAGUAAGUUCGCUUCUACCCUUGCCAACGACCGGGCGCAAAACCAGGGCCGUCGUGUCAGCAAGAUCAGCCACGAGCCUUGA